Molecule: messenger RNA, 2094 nt
Organism: Pelobates fuscus (common spadefoot toad)
Lineage: Eukaryota; Metazoa; Chordata; Amphibia; Anura; Pelobatidae
Gene: SHD
Product: Src homology 2 domain containing transforming protein D
Exons: 8
Coding region: 778-1911 (377 amino acids)
Molecular function (GO): phosphotyrosine residue binding
Source: RefSeq, a predicted model, not a curated record
CUUAGUGUCCCUUUAACUCUAUACAUGAGAGCUGAUGCCUGCAACUCGCAUUAUGUCCAUAUGUGUGUGUUCAUGUAGACAGUACACUCUCUGUCUCUUCUCACUGCCCUAUCCACAAAGCUUGCUGAAGUCCCUCACGUCUUUCCUUCCCCCACUUUUUUGACACUUGAUGCCUCUGUUAUAUACAUGCUUUGUAAAAGCAGCAGCUGUCUGCUGCCUCAAUCUCAUGCUUCCAUCUAUUUUCUUUCUCUAGCAAGCAUCACACAAGAAGACCAUUCUGACCCCUCCCUUACCACCACCCUCCUCCUUAUUAAACAUAACUUUAGCUGGAUCCUUGUCGAAUGGUGAAAUAAAUAUUUCUUUCCUUCUCAGUAGAGGAGCAGAGGUUAAACAUUCGGGAUUCCAUGUUUAAGGAUACAGAUACUUUUUAGAACUAAGUUUAUAGACACAACACUUUUUGUUUUUAUCUUCUAUAAGCUCUCCAGUGUCUUUUUUCUUUUGUUUGACACGAACAAUACAUGUCUUCUUGGAGGCUGCUCCAGCUACCCACCCCCUGAACAGAUGUCAGGGUGGGAAUAAAACUCUUCCCUCGGGACCACUUCAGAAGGGGAGGUGAGAUAUUAAAUUGUAUGAGAAGAUGUUUUGGAGUGUUUUUGGAGGAUGGUCUUGUACAGACGACAUGUACCGCAGGAUCUUAUAAUAACAACAGAAUAGUAACAGAAAACCCAGUUCCUUGGGGGAAGUGAUAGCGGACGUCAUAGAACAUCUACGAAUUCCAUGGCGAAGUGGUUUAAAGAGUAUCUUUAUAGUUUUGGGAGCAGGAGAUCUCCACCGCAGCCACCCAAACCAGAUUACUCUGAAAGCGAAAUUAUCCGUGCAUACAGAGCACAGAAAAAUCUGGAUUUUGAAGAUCCAUACGAGGAAAAGGAGCAUGUGUUGGAACAUGCAGAGUCCCCAGCUAGGGUUGCUGGGUUCCAAGUAACAAUCCUGCCCCCUAGACAGAGACUUAUCAAAGUGGAGCAGACAGAAAAUAACUGGAGCAGGAGGCCUAGACUUGGAGCAGCCACUGAGGAUGAGGACAUGAUGAAUAAGGUCUCAAUUGGCAGUGAAUAUUCUGACCCAUUUGAUGUAAAGAAUAAAUGUAUCUCAGAAAAUGGAGAAAUGGAACAUUCUAGUUAUAUGGAACCGUAUGAGAAUGAUGGCGAAAUUGCUGGUCAACUGUCUUCAGCAAAAAGUGAGGUAGAGAGAGGGUUACAGUUGUAUGACUGUCCUUAUGAAGAACGAUAUCGGGGAAUUUUUCAGGACAGUCGUCAGCCAUCAGAUGAUGAGAGGCCUGCUGAUGAAUAUGACCAGCCGUGGGAGUGGAAAAAAGAGGACAUUAACAGAGCAUUUGCAGUGCAAUUUGAGGGCUCGAGUUGGCAGCACAGUUCUCCCACAAGGAGACAUCUGCUUCUACAUUCCAAACCCAGGAGUCCAGGUUCUCACAAUCUUCAAAGCACAUCCACAUCCUCCAUCCAUAGCUUUGAGAAGGAAAAUGGGUCCACCUCAAAAGAAAGAUUAAGUGCCUUAGGUGAGCCCAAGGACAUCAGUCUGCCACUACACAGACAGGCGUGGUACCACGGAGCUCUGAACCAUGUAGGCGCGGAGAAACUGCUGCGUGAGGUGGAUCUGGGUGCUUUUUUGUUGCGAACAGAAAAUGAGAGUGUUCAUUAUCUCUCUAUAAGGGGAUUUCACAGCAUCCUUCAUGUUAAGGUGGCAUGUAUAGAAGAUGGCCGUUACCAGCUCGUUGACAGUGGUCCAUCCUUCCCUUGUGUUUUCGAUCUGGUCCAGCAUUACAUCCAAAGUCCACUUGUUGUACCAGGAGAGGAAAAGUUGUGCCUUCAGUGUCCAGUGUCUGUAGUAGAUAGGUGACAACAGCAGACAUGCAGACAAUCACAGAAAAUUCCAAAUUUAUAAUCUGACAUCUGUGCCCGGUGGCUAUUUCAGUUUUCCGUUUCCACUGGAUUGUAUAGGUGAUAACCUGAAAUCUCACCCAGUGAAUGUCACAUGGGGUUAGAGGAGAAAAUGAAUAUAUUAUCACGUUGUAUAAGCUUA